Molecule: messenger RNA, 2517 nt
Organism: Didymodactylos carnosus
Lineage: Eukaryota; Metazoa; Rotifera; Eurotatoria; Philodinida; Philodinidae
Source: the annotation of a GenBank genome assembly
AUGAAAAAUUUUGUACGUUUUGAUUUUCUUCAAACUUUGAACGACAUUGAACCACGAUGUACAUUAAAACAAUUUAUUACAAAUGAAGAACUUCAGUCACUUGAAAAAAGUCUUAAGAGAUAUUGUAAAGAUGGUACUCAGGAGCAAAUACUUUUGUGUCAAAUGCUAUUAAGUGAAAUAAAAUUAGCAUGUCAAAAUCAAAUUGAAGGCAUUAAAACAAACAUAAUCACACGGAAAAAAAUAUGCGAUGGCAAUAAUGUUCAAAAAAUAAAUGAGUUGAUAAUUAAUCAAUUAAAUUUAAAAGAUGAACAAUCAGAUUCAUUAUGUCAGAAAGUGUGUAUGGACGAAACAUAUAUAUUAUGUCGAUUCUUUUACCGAUUGGGAGAAUCUAUAUUGGAAGUAAGCGAUCAAGAAGUACAGCAAUCAGACAGUAACGGAAAUGCUACUGUUAAUCAACAAAAACAAAAUCCUGUGCCGUCAUCUGAUAUAGCUAAUAAAUCUUCGAUAAUGAAUCCAGUCAUUGAUGUGAAAGACAAGGCACUGGAAGCUGCUAACACGAAAGAUAGAGUAAUAAAGGGUCGUAAAAGUAAUAGAGAUAAAUCUCAACAAGUGGGAGCAAAUCUGAGAGAUCGGGGGACGAAUUUUGCCGAUGAUGUGAAAAUUAAAGGAAGCAAUCUCAAAGAUAAAUCAGAAAAUGAAGUUCAUGAUGCUAAAAAUGCACCGAUACAUGAAUCAAAUAAAGACAAAGCAUCAAAUAUAACUGGUAGCAGAGAAGAAGGGGCAUUGGCUUUAGCAAACAAUAUCAAGGAAAAAGCAGUACUUGUUGGAAAUGAGGUCAAGGACAAAGCUUCGAAUUUGGUCGACGAUGUUAAAGGCAAAGCGAUAGAUUUGGCCAAAAAUGUGAAAGACAAGGGAUUAGGUUUGGCCAACGAUGUUAAAGAAAAAGCAGGUGACAUAGGGGAGAAAGUAGCUAACGCUGCUGCAGCGUUGGAAGAAACAGUACCAGAAAAAGUGAAAAAAUUAGAUUCUACAUCACCUAGUACCACGACAAAUGCUGACGGUGGUGGUGCAGCUGCUGUUCUUAACGAUUCUCAAGCAGUAAUGAAAAAACAUAAUUUUACUAAAGGUCAAUUAGAUGAUUCUGUAAACGAUUUAAAAAAUAAUCAUGAAAACGUACCGAUACAACCAUUCAAUGCAGGUGGUUCAACAACAACAAUAGCAUCAAAUAAUAACAUUGCUAAUUCGCUCGUUUUACAACCAUCUAAUAAUCAACAAAGAGAAGGCGGAAAUGGUGAUACUUUACAAAUAGCUGCACCAAAAGCCAAAUCUUUAUCUGCUCUAGCUUCCUUCAAUUCUGCUAUAGACACUGGUGAUGCGAUUUUGAAAGUACUGCCUGCUUCAUUAGAUCGAGGUACUAAUCAACAAAAUCGCCAAAAUAAAGCGUCAGACGAGAAUGACAGCGUCAACGGCAAAGCAUCAGAGUUAACCAGCAGUGUUAAAGCCAAAGUAGUUGACAUAGCACAGAAAGCAACAGAAAUAGGUGUUAGUUUGAAAGACUCAGUUGUUGGAGUUAACAAUGUAGUCAGAUUAAAUACAAUAACAAGCACAACAGAAGGUCCUGUUAUUAACGAUAAUCAGGAGGAGGAGGACGACAGUAAUAAUAAACAAGAACAAAAUAUAGUCAAAACACAGAAUGAACAAGCUCAACAAAUGGAUGGAAAACCAAUAGAUACACAAAAAGAAAAAGAAAAUCAAGAUGACCAUGAUCAAGAUGAUCAUGCUGACAAUAUCGAUGAUGAAACUAAGUUAAAAGAACAAAUUGAUCAACAGAGAGAGCCGAAUGGCAAAAAUUUAGAAGAAGGAAAUGAAGAUCACGAACGAGGAGAUCCUGAUGAUCAACCACCCGGAAGAGAAGGAGGAAUGGUCGAGGAACCUCCACCCGAGAAAGAUGAUCGAAUUUUAAAGGCUGAUGCUGCUGCAGAGAAAGAUGCAGAAAACGAUGCAGAGGAAAACAGAGCCAAUUUAGAGUAUAACGAUAAUGUUGAUAAAGUGCCUGAGAAUGAGCCGGAGAAAAAAGGUGCAGAAAAUAAUGCAAUUAAUAAAAAGUCCAAUGAUGACAGUGCAAUCGGCCAGGCAGAAGAAGAAGACAACGAAGCUGAGAAAAAAUUAAAACAAGAAGAAAAAGAGGUUGCUGCGAAAAAGAAAAAGAAAAAAGAUGAUUCAAUACAACGAAUUGCUCCUGGAAGAGCUCAACCUCAACCAGAGCGUGAGUUAGUCAACGAACGUCAAAAACUUCAUCAAAGGAAAUCUGACGAUGGUGAAAGUGAUUGGCCUGACAAUUUUAUUACAUAUUUUUUAACAUUUACACUCGUCGUUAUUAUCGUUUAUGUAGCAUUACACCAUAAAAAUAAAGUAUUGGCUCUGCUGGUGGAAGGUUGUUCGCGCCGUGGACUAAAUGGUCGUUAUCAUUUUGGUGCACGAGGAGGACGAUACACACGACUAUCACAAUCUUCUUGA